UUUAGUUUAGUGUUGUUGUUUCAAAGUGAAGAAAAAAAACAAAUUUGUUUAUAAAUUUUGUGAAAUUCUGUGUUUUUUGUUUGUGAAAUUAUUUGUGCUAUAAUUAUAAUAGAUAAUUAAUAAUAUAUUACAAAAAUGGAGGGACCAAAAGAAUUAUCAUUAAGUGAAAUACGUAAAUACAUGCUGGACAAUGGUUGUAAAGUAACAAAUCAUGCCUUAGUGAAGCAUUUUAAACGUUUCCUCACACAUCCCGAGACACAAAAUGAAGCUCGAAAAGAAUUUAAAACUUAUGUGAAUAUAUUGGCCACCAUUAAAAAUGAAAACAAUCAAAAAUAUUUAAUUUUGCGUAAGAAAUAUUUAAAUGAAUGUCCGUCUGAGGAUGUAGUGCAACGUGCUGUUUCACAGGCUGGUGAUUCUGAUUCAGUGCCCAGUAGUCCCGGAGGAGUUUCUUUAACUUCUGAUGCGGUGGCUAGUUCUCCUUACCGUCAGCCACCACCGUAUAAACCUCCACCAGAGGUUUCUUCUCCUCUGACUAAAGUUUCUCAAACACCAGUUGCCACUGGUGUUGCUGUUCAUACGGAAAACGUUGAAAACUAUCGUGAUUGUGUUAAUGAGUUUACUACGGCCAUGUCACGUAUUGACCCUAAACGUCUUGAACGUCAAUCUUCUGAAAAUGAACCUCCUACCCCUACACCCCAGGGAGAGGAUAAUAAACGUAAGGAAUUGGAAGAAAAAGCCAAUCGUGAAAAAAGUGUUUCAAGAGCUAAUUCUGUUGAUGAGUCCGGAGGUAAUAAGGAAAAUAUUCCUCGUUUUUCAUUUUCAUCCGGUUCUUCGGCCACCUCAACUGAUGGUAGUGGUGAGAAAUCAUCGGGUCCCGAUGUGGACACUGAAAAUCCUAUAAGUGUUAAGGAGGCCACGCGUAAAUUUAAUCGAAUGGCAUCAGAGGAAGAGGCGAAAAUUAUUUCACCACCUUCGAAAAAGAAACCGGAAAAGUUAAUCGAGGAGAAAGAGUUACCCGAGGUAACAUUGGCUCAUCCCAAGGCUAAAGAAUGGAUUGUCUCUAUGGCUAAGGCCAAUUAUCAGGAAUUAGCCAAGUUGGCUAAUGAGUAUCCGGAAUUGGUGAAAUUGCAUGAUCCAGCAACGGGUACUGCUUUGCACUGGGCUGCCAAACAAGGCAAUGAAGAUGUUGUCAAAUUAAUAGCGGGAACCUACAAGGCCGAUGUUAAUGCUCAAACGAAUGGGGGUUAUACUCCCUUACAUAUAGCCAUGCAAUUUGGAAGAUCCAAUAUAUUUGCUUUGCUCUGCAAUACUUACAAGGCCAAUCGUGAUCUGCUCGACUGGGCCGGCAAUAAACCUCUGGACUAUAGUAAACAACAGACCAGCGUCUCGGCUUCCACCUACAGCAAAAUCAAAGCAAAGAGAAAACCUACAGUCGAAAAAGAUUCGGGAUUCCUACGGAUUGGCUCUUUGAAUGUGCGAGUGAAGAAAACGACCGAAGCAUUCAGCAACUUCUUGGGAGUGGGCAAUGGCACGAUACACUCACACCACCAACAACAACAACAUCACCAUCCACACGAAGUCUCAACAGUAAAUCACCCUCACCAGCGCCAUCACCGUCACCAUCAUUAUCCUCAUCAUCUUUACGCUCCCGGUGGUAUGAUGCGGAAUCAGCACCAUCUUCAUCCGAUGAUGAUGAAAAAAUCAGCAACAAUGACAAUGAAGAACCCACCAUCAUCGUUGAACCAUCAUCAUCAUCUCCCGACACCGGGCUCAAGAGCCAGUGUACCAAUUAAUUCAACGAAAUAUGACGUGCUGCACAAGUCUUGGGGUUCUGCCGACAAUAUAACACAAAAUGGUCUUAAGGUCACGAAAAACUAUAAUAAUGAUGACGAAGAAGAUGAUGAGGAUUCUUUAAUGCCUCCACCAAAAGGUUUAGACAGUGUUAAGAAACGUCAAAAGAAUACUACUAAACGUUCUUCGAUAUCCUCAAAUGCCACCGACUCACCCCGAGAUUCGAUAUCUUCAACAUCAAGUUCCAAUUUUAAUUCCGGCUACAGCAGCAUGCCCACAACUCCCAAUCAACUAAGAUCACCUUUAGGUUUAGGUGUACCCAAUAAUUUGACAGCCGAUUCUGAUUCAGAUUCGGCUUGUGGUUUCGAUUCGAAUUGGUCCAUAAAUGGUCGCAGUUCAUUAAGUAGUGGUAAUUUAAAAACUUCGAAAUAUUAACAAUCAAAUGAAUGCAUUAAUAAGAAUACAAAAUAUAAUUUGUAUAAACAAAAUUUACUAAACCUUUUUUCAAUUUGUAAUUAGUAUUAAGCUAUUAUAUGUUUUACUGCCUUAACAAUAUAUAAAAUAUCUGUUUAAUGUUAAAAUCAUACUACUAAUUCAUAUGUUCAAAACUUUUUCUUUUGCUAAAUAUAACAAUAAAUAUUUUAAUUAAUAACA
Messenger RNA from Lucilia cuprina (Australian sheep blowfly), 2445 nucleotides. It is a transcript of the gene sowah, whose product is annotated as ankyrin repeat domain-containing protein SOWAHC. The transcript is spliced from 11 exons. Lineage: Eukaryota; Metazoa; Arthropoda; Insecta; Diptera; Calliphoridae. The record is from RefSeq and is a predicted model, not a curated record. Bases 136 to 2226 code for a protein of 696 amino acids. Gene Ontology annotation, molecular function: protein binding.